This is a messenger RNA of Pantherophis guttatus, 1077 nucleotides long. RefSeq names its product chromosome 18 C1orf56 homolog (gene C18H1orf56). Gene Ontology annotation, biological process: regulation of cell population proliferation. Lineage: Eukaryota; Metazoa; Chordata; Lepidosauria; Squamata; Colubridae. The record is from RefSeq and is a predicted model, not a curated record.
GGGGGGGGGCGGGCGUUCCAGCCGCUCCUUUGUUGGCCGGGCCGGUUGCCUAGCGAAGCGCGGAGAGCCCGAGCCGGCGAGGACGGAGCCCCAUGGCCCCGGGGCGGGCGCGGCGGCUGGCGCUGGCGCUGGCGCUGCUGCUGGGCUGCGGGCUGGGCGGCGGGCUGGACGACGAGGACGAGGCGCUGGUCUCGGCGCCCCCCGAGCUGCUGGCCAAGCUGCCCGCCGCCGCCAAGGCCACGGUGGCGGCCGGCUACCUCAACCCGUCGGAGGCGGAGGCGGCGGGCACCAAGGAGCUGCCGCUGGUGGCCGCCACCCCGCCGGGGCCGCCCUCGGCCCGCUCCCCGCCCCACGGGACGGCCAUGAUCGUGGGCGACACGCGCUUCGCCUGGCAGGAGUGGAGCGCCUGGCACUGCAACUGCGCGGCCGGCAGCAUGUCCCGCGUGCGCGACAUCACCUACGCCCGGCCCGCCGCGCGCCUCGACCCCGCGCAGUACGACCUGCUGCGCUUCCAGCGCCUGGUCUGCAGCUACGCGCUCUGCGCCUGCAGCCGGCCCAAGCGGCAGUGCGACCUGCUGACCCCCGCCUGCGACCUGGGCCAGAUGCACCUGUGCGCCUUGCGCGACAUCCAGCGGGACCAGGAUGAGAAACGGCGCCGCUUCUGGGCGAAGGUCAACCGCGGGCUGAAGGCGCUCUGGCGCAGCCUGAAGGAGGCCUUCCCCAGGGACAAGAAGUCGAAAACAAUUCAAGUGAAGAGCGGCCACUGACCACGGGUUCAAAAAAACGCCGGAGCAGAGCAGCCUGACUGCGGCAACACCGAGUCGAUAUCAUUCACAAGACCCCUGCCCGAAUUUUUUUCCCCUCACAAAGCGAAUGAGUUUAUUUUCAAGAAAUUGAAAGGACCCUUGGUUUGGGCAAAGCAUCUGCUUUUUUAGCACGUAGCAUUUCCCUCUCUUCCGCCCUAAGUGACCCUUAAAAAAAAAGGAUUUUUAGCUUUAUUGGGCAAGAAUUUUCCAAAGAGGGCCCUUCCCCUCCCCCUUUGUGCUAUAAAGACUUAAUAAAAUGCUGAUUCCUACA